Cinclus cinclus is the source of this 3174-nucleotide messenger RNA. Its product is annotated as olfactory receptor 51E1-like. Gene Ontology annotation, biological process: G protein-coupled receptor signaling pathway. Gene Ontology annotation, molecular function: olfactory receptor activity. Gene Ontology annotation, cellular component: membrane. NCBI's taxonomy places the organism in Eukaryota, Metazoa, Chordata, Aves, Passeriformes, Cinclidae. The record is from RefSeq and is a predicted model, not a curated record.
UCUGGCCUAGUGGAAGCCCAUGGCAGGUGGUUGGAACCUGAUGAUCCAUCAGGUUCCUUCCAACACAAGCCCUUCUAUAAUUCUAUGAUAGCUCUUGUAUCCCCUCCAAAUCAAAACACUGGAAGAAACCAGGUACAAACCAGUAAUACACAGACCUGACUGUGAAAUCAUCAGCACUGAGUGGGUUAAAAAAUGCCACCUUCUCUGACUUCUGUCUCUAAUUACACCUGAACUAUCGGGGGAGAGGCAGAGCUCCCUGAUGGGACUGAUGUGUCAGGAAGAAAAACAUCUGUGGUCUCUGCAGAGCAGAGUCCCUUAGGGCUGGGGCAGAAAUUCACUGCUCUGCAAGAAGGGCUUUGGAGCCAUCGCUGCCCCGGGCAGCCCCACUCCUGUCUCCCCUUGCCUUUGCCAGCUGUGGUCCCUGUCCCUGUGCUCUCCACAGAAGAAAGUUUUAGGUAGAGCAUCACCAACAGAGGCAGCUGCCUGGAAGGAGGUGAAGAAGAAAGUUGUCAGGACUUGCCAUUCCCAGGAUGUUUAAGACUUUAAGGAAAAAAAAAUGGGAAUGUCCCCAGGGUGCAGGUGACCCCAGCCUGAAGCACCUGUGAGGUUUCCAGCACAGCCCUGAGUGCCCAGCUCCUGCUGGUGGCUGGUGGCCGUGCUGGGACAGGCUGGGAUGGUCCCAGUGUGACAUCUGCAGUGGGACCAGAGCCCAGCUCGGCCACAUCAGAUCCUCAGGGACGAAAAGCCUGGUUCUGUUCUGGGACACUGCCUGCAGGUCCCCAGCAGGUCCAGGAGGGUCCUGCCAGGCUGGGGACACCAGCCUGGUCUGCACUGCAGAGCUCUCAAGGGCUCCUUUCUCCCAGGCCUUAGGGAAGAGUGAGCUGAGCAAUGUGCAGGGUUUGGGUGAGCUCCUGACCUUUGGGGGCAGAACAGGCAGCAGUGGAGCAUGAGCUCGUGGGCCAGGGGAGGGCAGCUGUCAAACACUCUGACACUGGCAGUUUCUCCCUGGAAUCCAUUCCUUCUUGACCAAGACAAGCACUUGGCAGCUCAGUUUACAGUGAGGAGCAGCACGGUGCUGUCAGGUGUCCUCAGAGCUCCAGGGCUGGUGACAAGGAUUCAUCUUCCCAAUAACCAUGCCUCUGGAAGGUUUACUGCAGACCAGCUUUCCUCUGGUCUCCUGGGCUGGUCACCUUUUAGACACUGGACAGUAGCGGGUAUGCAUCUCAGGAAGUCUUCCUGUUCAAUUUAUCCAGGAGGAAUCCAGAGUGCUCCAGGAGAGCCCCACGAGGAGGAGAGCUCCACGAGGACACCCCCAGUGGAAGCUGCCAGGACACAUUUCACCAUCAGGGGCUCUCCUGGCCCAGUGCAAGCAGCUGCCAAAGGCUGUGGGGCAAAUCUCAGCUUCCAGACCCCUGUCAUGCCAGUCUCUGCCACUGGCCAGGUCAGCCCCAGAGGGGUUGAUGCUCUUGUUUUCCCCACAGGACAGAAAGCCUUCAGCACGGGCAGCAGCCAAGAAGGGCUCAUGUCCCUGAACAUGAACCUACAGGAACCCUACUGCCUUCUCCCAUCCCCUUAUUUCCUCCUCAUUGGUACUGCUGGGCUGGAGGAGAGGCACUUCUGGGUUUCCCUUCUACAUCAGGUAUGGCUGGGGAACAUCACCCUCCUCCUCAUCAUCAUCAAGGCAGAGCCCAGCCUACAUGAGCCCGUGCUGGCCUUCACUGGCCUGGUCCUGCUGACCUCCACACUGCCCAUCCUCAGCAUCUUCUGGCUGCGCUCCAGGGAGAUUGGGUUUCCCUCCUGCCUCACUCAGAUGUUCUUCAUCCACUCCUCCAUGGUGGAGUCUGCUCACAGCCAUGGCCUUGGAUCAUUCCUGGCUAUUUGCUGCCCACUGAGGCACUCCAGCAUCCUCUCAGUGCCCGUGGUGGUGGCCCUGGUGAGCCUGGUGCAUGUGCAGGGGGUGCUGCUGGUGAGCCCCAGGUGCCCCCUGCUCCAGCAGAGACAUUUCUGCCAGCACCAUCAUUUGCGAGCACAUGUGGUGAAGCUGGCCUGCAGGGACAGCAGGGUCAUAAAUGUCAUCUAUGUUCUUGUGGCUUUCCUGGUGACAGGGACUGCCCUGGUGCUGGUCUCUGUGUCCUGCGCCAGGAUCCCUCUGCUGUGCAGGGAGGCCUGGCUGAAAGCCCUCAGCACCUGCAGGUCCCACACCUGGCUCAUCCUGCCUUUCACACCCUUGCACUGGGUGGGCAGGGCAGGCCUCCCCCCACCCAAUCUGAACCUGCUGUGUCACCAUGUGAACCCUGCUGUGUGUGGGGUGACAGCCAGGCAGCUCUGGGACAGGGUGGUCAUCCUCUUCCAGCUCAAGGGACCCUGACGGGUUCACAUUGAUCAUUCUGAAGGUCUUUUCCAACCUUUUUGAUUCUGUAUGUGCCUCAAACUGUGCUCAUAAUUUACUGCAGCUGGGUAAAUGUAACAAGAGAUAACACUGGGACUGCUCAGGGAGGAACCUCCCUCCCUACCCCGAGUUUAAGAGAUCCAUUUGUGCAGAAAUCACUUGAUUCUCUCCUCUGUUAUCACUGUCCAGGAGGUUUCAUCAAUUGUGUGAUGAAACUUGACAUAAAAACGUUCAAUCUGACUUCUUCACCAAUGAGAAUGCAGUUCACCCCUCCCAGGAGUUAAAUUCCUCCCUGCUAAAAAAAAAAAAGUCCUCUCCUGACUAUUUUUGGUGUAAGGCUGAGUGGUUCUGAAAGAGCUUCCUGCAGCAGAUUUCAUCUUAUGAAGAGUGUUCCUGAACUCUGUGGUGGCAUUUAAAAAUUCCAUAAGAACGGGCACUUGGAGUAUGGGAUUGUGGUGGCCUUGGCAGUUUUAUGGCAAUGUUGGACUCAAUGACUUUAGAGGUCUUUUCCACCCAAAAUGACUCCAUUAAUCCAUGGGAAGGUGCUUCCAUCUUUGUAGAAGCAAAUGUGUAGAAUUUAGUUUGAACCAUUAACCUUGUUUUAGUAAGAAUGCAAGAACUGAAACAUUCCUGUGCGAGAAGAUUCCAAAUGUCCUGUGUAAACACAAAAAGCCUUCCAAAGACAUCAGGAAUCUUCACUGCUGCCAGCACUGGGAGGGACCAGUCAUGGGGAGGUCAUCUCUCACUGGACUGGAUUGCACACACUCCACCCUGCUCAGGUGAGA